Molecule: messenger RNA, 345 nt
Organism: Rotaria sp. Silwood2
Lineage: Eukaryota; Metazoa; Rotifera; Eurotatoria; Philodinida; Philodinidae
Source: the annotation of a GenBank genome assembly
AUGACACUAAUAUCUGGUCGCGCACUAUAUUAUGAUGAGUUAAAUGAAGACACCAAUACAAAAUUAACCUCUAGUGAAGAAGAAGAUUUUAAAUCACAACUAUCAAAUAUAUUAAAUGAUAAUGAUGAUGAUAUUGAUGAUAAUAAUGAUUUAUCUUUUGAUUCCUAUGAAGAAAAAAAAUUUCAUCAACGACAAAUAUCCUCUGAUUCUCAAGAUUCAAAUACAGUAUCACCGCAUACUCGAGAAGCAAUAAUGGAUAUUCUUCAAAAAGCUUUUGAUCAAGGUUGGCGGCCUAAUUUAAAACAUUACAUUCCAGCAACACGUUUCGGUCGUCAUCGCCGGUGA